UAUUUAAACAUUGAAAAGUGUGUCUAUAGAACUAUAAAGAUGGAUACGUCAUGACUCUAGUUAGGGCCCAACCCAUUCAUUCUAUAACGGACUAUCAAAAAACUACGUAUCUUAAGCCCAUCCGUUAACGUGUGGGACGUAACAAAACAAAAAAUGAGAAUAAUAUAAAAGAAUUAAGUGAUUCGUACACCAGGCACUUUUCCCGCUUCAGCAAUGUUGUUAGUUCAACUGGUUACAUCAUUUGUUCUGAUAUGGACAUGUCAGGCUGGGGUGGCAUCGCACGAGCCUCAAACUUUACAGACAGCUUUAAAUCUCUUUGACUGGUUGAGCGGUGUUUCUAGCAACGCCGUCAUUUCCAAAAGUGUAGACGUUCAAUAUCAUGACAGAGCGGUCACAAAGUGUCCACCUAACGUCAUGUUUGUACUGGACGGCUCUGACAGUGUCUCGCCCAUUGGUUUUACAUAUUCCAAGUCAGCGCUGGUCAGAGAAAUCAGGAGUGUGACCCAAAUAUUUAGUGAUGUGCACAUCGGAGUUAUAUUGUUCGGAUCUGUAACAGAAGAAAUAGCUAUAGUGCCAAGGACACCCAAGGAAAUCGAGAGCCUCGUCGAUCAGGUCAACAAACUGAAUCAACCUAGGACCACAACAGCCUUUUCAUCGGCCUUGAGAAGAGCCAGGACACUUCUGUUGGCCCACAGUAACACUACCACAGCUUACAAUGGUGACCAGGAAGGAAAUAUUAUUGUCAUUUUAUCUGAUGGUAAAACCAAUAGUCAGAAUAAUUAUGACAUUAAAAGAGCAACCAUUCAGGAAGCUAAAAUGGCUCAAAAUGCUGAAAUGUUGAUCAUCAGUUUAUCUCCAGAAGAGGCUGAUUUACAAUUUUUACAAGAAAUCUCACAAGUUGUGCAGGAACAUAGAACUGCUAUCUUUUGGUCAUACUUGGUAGCGUGUCCUGCUCGUGUAAUUCCUUCUGUCUCCAAAGAUUCAGGUUGCCGAGACCUAAUGUUUGUCGUGGAUCUGUCAGACUCUAUGAUCAAGCAAAAAGAGAUUGUUAGACAAUAUUUGGCUUACAUUGCACUAAGAUACCGUCACGUGACUAACGCCGUUGGUGUUGUUAUGUAUAGUAGUGACCCGAGCGUACAGUUCAAUGACACAAGAAUUGAGUUAAUGGAAGACAAAUAUGCAUUGGCGGAUAAAAUAAGAAGCCAUCUUAAGUUUCCCAGCACUGGAGCUAUUAACUCAGACAAGGUUAUUUUGGAGUCCAUCAACAUAUUAGACCUUGAUGCACGUAGUAGGCCAAACACUCUGGUAUUCCUCACUGAUGGACCGCCUCUAGACAUCCAGGCUACUCGUCAGGCCUUUCAAAGUGCUCAACUUCGUGGCUACUCUGUCCUCAUCCUCCGAGUGGGUACAUCACUCAGUGAUACAGAUCUGAAUCAAAUGACUAGUGGACUAACAGGAGAUGUAUAUAGUGUAAAUAAUUUCACGGAGUUAUACCCCUUAGACCUUGAGAGAUCCACUUGUCAAACUGGAAACUGCAUGUCAAUAAGCACAGAAUGUGGGUCACCUUUUAAAUUUGACAAGACAACUUGUUCAUGUGUUUGUCCCAAUGAAUGUCCUAAUAACAAAAUACACAAUGCUAACUGCAGUUGUGUUUGUCCUAAUAAAUGUCCGACAGGCAGAGUACAGGACAUCAAUUGCAACUGUGUAUGUACUAACACAUGUCCUUUGGGCAAACAACAGGAUGCCUACUGCAACUGUGGAUGUCCUAAUAUAUGUCAGAAUGGCAGAGCUUUGGAUUCUAACUGCAACUGUGUAUGUCCUAGCACAUGUUCUUCGGGUAAACUGCAAGAUGCCAACUGCAACUGUGUAUGUCCUAAUACAUGUCCUUCGGGUAAAUUACAAGAUGCCAACUGCAACUGUGUAUGUCCUAAUACAUGUUCUUCGGGUAAAUUACAAGACGCCAACUGCAACUGUGUAUGUCCUAAUACAUGUCCUUCGGGUAAAUUACAAGACGCCAAUUGCAACUGUGUAUGUCCUAGCACAUGUUCUUCGGGUAAAUUACAAGACGCCAACUGCAACUGUGUAUGUCCUAAUACUUGUCCUUUAGGUAGGAAUAUGAAUUCCAACUGCAACUGUGUAUGUCCUAGCACAUGUUCUUCGGGUAAAUUACAAGACGCCAACUGCAACUGUGUAUGUCCUAAUACAUGUCCUUCGGGUAAAUUACAAGACGCCUACUGCAACUGUGUAUGUCCUAGCACAUGUUCUUCGGGUAAAUUACAAGACACCAACUGCAACUGUGUAUGUCCUAAUAAAUGUCCUUCAGGUAAAUUACAAGACGCCAAUUGCAACUGUGUAUGUCCUAAUACUUGUCCUUUAGGCAGGAAUAUGGAUUCCAACUGCAACUGUGUAUGUCCUAAUACAUGUCCUUCGGGUAAACUACAGGAUGCCAACUGCAACUGUGUAUGUCCUAAUACAUGUCCUUCGGGUAAACUACAGGAUGCCAACUGCAACUGUGUAUGUCCUAAUACAUGUCCUUCGGGUAAACUACAAGAUUCCAACUGCAACUGCGUAUGUCCUAAUACAUGUCCUUCGGGUAAACUACAAGAUUCCAACUGCAACUGUGUAUGUCCUAAUACAUGUCCUUCGGGUAAACUACAGGAUGCCAACUGCAACUGUGUAUGUCCUAAUACAUGUCCUUCGGGUAGACUACACGAUUCCAACUGCAAUUGUGCAUGUCUUAAUACAUGUCCUUCGGGUAAACUACAAGAUUCCAACUGCAACUGCGUAUGUCCUAAUACAUGUCCUUCGGGUAAACUACAAGAUUCCAACUGCAACUGUGUAUGUCCUAAUACAUGUCCUUCGGGUAAACUACAAGACGCCAACUGCAACUGUGUAUGUCCUAAUACAUGUCCUUCGGGUAAACUACAAGAUGCCAACUGCAACUGUAUAUGUCCUAAUGCCUGUGAAGUAGGCAAAAUACAAGACACAAACUGCAACUGUGUAUGUCCUUCUGAAUGUCCUACAGACAAGAAUAUAGAUUCUAACUGCAACUGUGUAUGUCCUAAAACAUGUCCACCUGGCCAGGUCUUAAGUAACAGCUGUCAGUGCAAGUGUAUUGAUACGCAGCAGUCACCACAUGAGCGAUGUGGCUGUGUGCCAGUGUGUCAAGGUCCUUAUGUUUACAAUUACAACACAUGCUCAUGUGUAUUUCCAUCGAAAGUAUGCAGCCAAUCAGAAUACAGCUGUCAGAACAAUCAAGUGGCUUAUAGAAACUCUGAUGACCAAUGUGUAUGCAGCUGUAGCUCAGGUUUUGCUGGGCCCAGAUGUGACAUUGUUCUCAAAUCUGAUUUGUGUGACAACUGUUAUUAUGACAAUGGCAAUUACUAUGCUGGUCUCCCAGGACACUGUGACAUGUAUGUCAACUGUAUACCCAACGGCAACUACUCCAAUCAAUCGAGACCCACUUCAUUCACACCCAGAGUCAUGUCUUGUCCACCUGGUACUUACUACAUUACCAGACCUGAUGGAUGGAAGGGCUGUGAUUUCUUGACCAAUGGAGUCUGUUUUGCUGACUUAUGCCGUACUUUGCCACCAUUUUCCAAGUAUUCUGACCCGACUGCCUGCCAGAUAUAUUGGCAGUGUACGGUAGACAAAGUUGUGCCGAGCAAAGGCUGCUGUGAAGCUGGACAAGCCUUUGAUGAGAAACGUCAAACAUGUGUGACCAACAAGACUUGUAGUGGCACAUGUUCUCUAACAGAGAAUUCUUACAAUUUUUGUCCAUAUGAUGUGACACCCUACAAUCCAAAUGAAUUCUUUUACAAGUCAGUGCCUUGGGCCAAACUCAUAUGUUUACCUGGUUUCGUGAUGGACCUGUCAGUGUGUCGAUGUGUCUCUAUGCCUUAUCCAUCUAGAGUGGCAGGAUGUGAACCUACGGUGGACAUAGACUUUGAAAUCUCAACAGACAAUGAAGAAGAUCAAGUUCCAAGAGUUAUCGUACCUGCAGUAGGAAGAGUCGGCAACUUUUCAGGAAACCAGGAUCUAACCCUGAAAAUGUUUGCUGGUUCUGGAUUCUAUACCAACUACUUCCAAAUCAACUUGAAACUCUAUCUACCUAAUGUACCUACAGGAGCUCAAAGGAUGGCAGUAGUCACUAAUGCUGAUUGCAACAAAAGAGAGUCUGUUUCUAUCACGCUAGACAACAAAAACUUGUAUUUCAAGAUUUAUCAAUCAGAGUUAGAUCAAGCUGCUGAAGUUACUCUCCCAUACUCUGGGGCUGCAGAUGGUAAUGGAUGGUACAGCAUUAUUCUUAUCUAUAAGAAAGUGGACUCCAAUGUUUUUGAACUCACAGGUCAAGUUGGAAACAUUACCCAAACCUAUGGGGGGAGCCUGAGAGCUUAUAUUGCUACAAGAAACUGUGCUCUCCAUCUUGGCUAUGGCUUCAAUUAUACAAGUUUAGUUGGCUAUACAGAUAAUUUUCAAGUGUGGAGAUGUAAUCCGAACAACAACCUAGAGUAGCAGGUCCAGUACACAGUGUAAUUCAUUGGACUCUAUUUCUUUGUGUUUUGUAUAUUUGGUAUAUUUGUCAAAUAAAGUUGAUGCAGUCAUCUGA
This is a messenger RNA of Biomphalaria glabrata, 4609 nucleotides long. RefSeq names its product balbiani ring protein 3-like. The record is from RefSeq and is a predicted model, not a curated record. Gene Ontology annotation, cellular component: extracellular region. Bases 214 to 4515 code for a protein of 1433 amino acids. The transcript is spliced from 24 exons. Lineage: Eukaryota; Metazoa; Mollusca; Gastropoda; Planorbidae. Gene Ontology annotation, molecular function: chitin binding.